This is a messenger RNA of Ceutorhynchus assimilis (cabbage seed weevil), 465 nucleotides long. Lineage: Eukaryota; Metazoa; Arthropoda; Insecta; Coleoptera; Curculionidae. The record is from the annotation of a GenBank genome assembly.
AUGCAAGGCGGUGCUGGAAUCCAAACAGGAAUGGUUCCUAAUACUUUUGAACUAAUUUUUAAAAACAUUGCUGAGCUUCAAAGACGUAAAUGGUCUUAUACAACAAUUAAAUUGGCAGUAGAAUUAGAAGAUUAUAUGAUAUUGGCGCACGGGAACAGGACAACAGCAAUUACUGAUUUUAAUAAGCAUAGUAGUCGGUCACACGCUGUCAUAAAAAUUCAUUUAGGAGGAACUUUGGAAAAUCUGGUAUACAAAGGCAGUUUGAAUUCAGUUGAUCCGGCUGGUUCAGAAAACGCUAAGCAAUCAGUAGCAGGCGAGAAACUAACAGAAACCAAAAACAUCAAAAAAUGCUUGGCCACUCUUAAUGAUGUCACAAAUUGUUAUAAAUUCUGCUCUGAAGGAAGUGGUGGUCUGACCCUGCAAAAAACUCUAAUAUUGCCUUUGAAAUCUUGGAUGAUAUUGUAG